Messenger RNA from Paramecium sonneborni, 377 nucleotides. Lineage: Eukaryota; Ciliophora; Oligohymenophorea; Peniculida; Parameciidae. The record is from the annotation of a GenBank genome assembly.
AUGUCAUUCCAAUAAAAUUACAAACUCAUAUUAAAUGGAUGGUUCAUAGAGAAAUCUUAAAUGAAAGAAGCAUUAUAGGAUUGUUUCAUUCAAAUUUUUAUAAGUGAGAUUUUGAAUUCGACAUUUAGUGAAAUAAAUAAUCGAUUAAUAAAUUGCAAAGUUAACAUGUUUCUUUGGUGUAGAUAUCAUAUUAACUAAAUUGAAAGAGCAUAUGAGAAAUAAAAUAAUAUUUUAAAGAAUCUAGGAUUUUUAUAAACCAUUAUAAAUUUUAGCCAAAGGAGCAUCAUCUAAUGUAUUGUUCAUAAAAAUUCAGAAUUUUAUUAUGCUGCUAAAUGUAUUGAUAAAUCAUAUGGUAAUGAAACAGAAAAUUGAAUCGU